This is a messenger RNA of Dromiciops gliroides (monito del monte), 2451 nucleotides long. It is a transcript of the gene R3HDM4, whose product is annotated as R3H domain containing 4. Gene Ontology annotation, molecular function: nucleic acid binding. The record is from RefSeq and is a predicted model, not a curated record. NCBI's taxonomy places the organism in Eukaryota, Metazoa, Chordata, Mammalia, Microbiotheria, Microbiotheriidae. The coding region runs from base 99 to 974 and encodes 291 amino acids. The transcript has 8 exons.
UGGCCGCCCCGUGCCCGUCACUUCCUGCCCCCGGGCCGGGGCCGCUUCCCCUUUAAGGGCAGGGGGUGCUGCCGCGGCGGCUGCGGCGGCUGCUCGCUAUGGUGGUGCUGAAGAGCCUGGAGGGCAGCUCGGCCGAGGUGGCGGCGACCGUGACCCCGGCGGCGACCCCUGCGGCGGACGGGGGAGGAGGAGGAGAAGGAGCGGCGGCGGCGACCCCCCCAGGAGCGCCGCCGGGCGGGGAGUCCUACCUACAUUACCACUCUCACCUCCCGAGCUCGAGGGCCAAGCGUUUUACCCCUGCCAAGCGGAGGCAGUAUUUCAUCAACCAGGCAGUGCGAAACUCAGACCUCACGCCCAGGGCCAAGGGCCGAAAGAGACUACAGCGGAUGGAGAAUAGCCACUAUUUGAUGACACUUAUGGAGAGGAUUGAGUGUUCCCCCGAUGAUGGGGAACUGGCCCUCCCUGCUACUCCCAGCAUCUUUGCCAAAGCCUGCAGCAAUGAGACCUACAUCGAGAUCUGGAGUGAUUUUAUGAACCGGUCUGGGGAGGAGCAGGAGCGGGUGCUCCUGUAUCUGGAGGAGGAAGCUACGAAAAAGCACAAGGGCAAGGUCCCUGCUAAGACAACUGAGGAUAAUCGGAAAGAAGAUCCAUCUUACACACCCCAGGCCUGCUUCCAGAGGAUUAACCGUCGCCUUCGGACCACCCUGAAGCGGGGGAGAAUCCCCAUGGACACACUGGAGGGUCUGGAAGGAAAGCUCCUGCGGUUUUUUUCAGUCACUCCUCGAUCUGUCUACAUAGCCAUGAUGGAUAGCAGCUUCGAGAGGCUCUUGCUUCAUGCCCUCUGCCAGUACAUGGACCUGGUCUCUGCCAGUUCCGACUUUGAGGGUAGACGGCAGAUGAAAGUCAGCAACAAACACACCAACUUUUUGCCUCCGGAGCAGUUGCUGUCUGCCUACCUAGAGCAGAGAAGCUGAUGCAUCCCUCCUUCUUCCCCACCCUGGGGCAGGGAUGGUCCCUCCUGUCAUCUCCCUCCCUUGGGCAGCAUGGUCCCCAGAUCUGUUGUCAUUGUUGUUAUUAAUUUUUUUAAUCUACCCUGAACUCUGCCUGGCCCACUUUGCUUAGAUCUGGGGGUUUGCUUCUGGUAUUUUAAAUUUUUUUUGACAAGGUACUUAAGAAGUCCUGAUUUUUAUCUUUUUUGGUGGAUUUUACCCCUGACUUGAAAGUCUCUCAUUCCUCUUCCCUGCCCCCUCUAAUCUAUCAGCCUUUUUCUUUGGAAGCGGGAUCCCCGAAAGCUCUGCCUGGGGUCCUUCCCCCUCAGAUUCUUUUGGGUCUCCUGGAGGUAGCUCCAGACACCCCGUUUCCAAACAAGCCCCCUGUGGAUGCUUACACGCCCACUGUGCUGUGGCCGCAGGGAUCUGGGCUGUUCACUGAGCAACUUCAGGGAGUGAGCAGCCUUGCCCGGAUCAGUGCCACCUGCCCAGAGGGAAGUAGGCUGGCAGGCAGGAUUUUAUCCUUAUUAUACAAUUAAAAAAAUUUUUUUUUUUCAGGAGGGUUGGGGAGGGUGUGGGAGUUGGUUUGUUUUGGUCUUGGCAAAAGAAACCAAAUUGGAGUUGGAUUCCCAUUGGGUUCUAGCUCUCCCCAGAUGAUCAAUUUGUGUAGCUAGAGGUGUCUCCACUGCCCUCUGCCCCCCCCCAGCCAUUAAGCCAUCCCCCAGGCUGGUCGGAGUGGCCUUGGUGCAGUCUUCUGAUGUGGCCAGCAGGGCUGGGGAUGCUUACAUUAUUGCCCAUACUACGACCAUAGAUUUUCUAUAGUGUGUUAUGUGUAUGUGUGUAUGUGUGCACAUGUGUGUGUGUGGCUCUGACACCUCCCCCCCCCCAAAGCAGGGCAGCUCCAUCCUCUAUCCUCUAGAGAAUGAAUUUUUAAGAACCCCAUAUUGUAACUCUGGGCCUGAAAGGCCCCAGGAGUCUACUUUUGGGGGGGUGUGUUUGGUUUUUAAAUUGUCUGUGCCCUCCCGUGGUGCCUUUUUUGCAGACUUACUUGUUACCAAUUGCAUGGUGGGUGAAGCUAUGGGGCCCCAGCCCACCCCCCCUGCUCUAAGCCCCAGUGGCGCAGUGACCCUCCUGGGGAACUGUUUGCCAGCCAGGGCCCCAGGUCCCAGAGCUUGGUGAUCCUGGGGGAGUUGGGGCCCCUGGUCAGUAACAGCCUCUCCUGCCCACAUGCCUACAUUUGGGCCUCCCCUCCCCUCCCCUCUGCUCCCAGCCAUGGGAUAGACAAAGGGGAUAUGGGCUGGAGGGUUGAUGCCCUGGGCCUACCUCUGUUCUGAGGCUCACUGCCCAGACAGGCCUUGAGGGCCAUGGGUGGAGAAGGCAAGGGGGGUUGCUGGCUAGGCCUUGGCUAUUGCUUGGCUUUGGGGAAGGCGGGUAUAAUAAAUUCCUGGUGCUCUGUACCUAG